AUGAAAACAUCUAGACUGGAAGAACAUACAGAUCAGGAUGACGAAAGGUCAUUGAACUUAUCAAUUCAAGCAGUGAGUAAGGAACAAACAAGUAUAGGAAGGAAGAGGAAGAUGUCAAGAGAACAUACGACUCACACAAGUGAGAAGCGGUUCAAAUGUAAAAUAUCCAAGAAAGAUUUCGCUGCACCAUCGAGUCUGCGUACACAUAUAAGGACUCACACAGGUAAGAAGCCGAUCGAGUGUAAAAUAUGCGGGAAAAUUUUCACCACGACAUCGACUCUGCGUAACCAUGUGAGGAUUCAUAAUGGUGAGAAGCCGUUCUCUUGUUCGGAAUGCAAUAUGAGUUUCACCCAGUCAUCGGCUCUGCAUAAUCAUAUGACGAUUCAUACCGCUAAGAAACCGUACACUUGUCCUGCAAAUGGAGUGCAGGAGAAAUUUCUCUCAAUCAGGUAA
This is a messenger RNA of Loa loa (African eye worm), 453 nucleotides long. RefSeq names its product zinc finger protein. Gene Ontology annotation, biological process: regulation of transcription by RNA polymerase II. Lineage: Eukaryota; Metazoa; Nematoda; Chromadorea; Rhabditida; Onchocercidae. The transcript has a single exon. Gene Ontology annotation, cellular component: nucleus. Gene Ontology annotation, molecular function: RNA polymerase II cis-regulatory region sequence-specific DNA binding; DNA-binding transcription factor activity, RNA polymerase II-specific. The record is from RefSeq and is a predicted model, not a curated record. Bases 1 to 453 code for a protein of 150 amino acids.